AUGUCACACUCCAAACACCAUACUGAAGACGACGAAGGCUUCAGAAAUCUGACACUGCAGCCCAGCACACUCUCUGGACUCGCGUCAAGCGCUUCAAAGCGCCAUCACACCCGAGAGGCAUCCAUCAAUUCAGCUGGGUCCCUCUCCGCGGACCGUCCAGCAGGUGUGAUCAAGAGCACGUCAAGUCGCCGUCCCAGGAGCAGGUCCAGGGGGAGCGGGGACUGGGCAUUGCAGAACAUGAACUUCUAUGACAAGCUGAAAGUCUACAUGAAGAAUGAGACCUACAGGCUCACGAUCGAGACGUUCAUGGAGGCGGGGACUUACGAGUCAGCGAUCGAAAGAGCCCAGAAAGAGGAAGGGGGACACCUACUUGAGGGUGUGAAGAGACACCAGCUUACCAAAUUUUUCAGAGAGGAACGUGAGGCUGAAGCUGAGGCGAAGAGGCUGAUGGCCGAACAGACCGCUGGUCGAAGCGAGACGGAGUGGGACGACCAGGAUCCCUGGGCUCCCGACGCUACGUCCGCUCAGGGCAACAGCAGGAGCACGGCUCCCCGGCUGGUCGUCGCACCUCCGGGCGUCUGCGAGCAGUCUGAACCUGACUGGCUUGAUCCCAACAGUGGGCAUCAAGCCUGGCACGUGCAGGAGGAUGAUUGGACCACUCAUCCCGCCGAUUGCAAUUGCAUCAGAUGCUCUUCUUACCGAGACCAAGCAUUCAUGGGUUGA
This is a messenger RNA of Dioszegia hungarica, 723 nucleotides long. RefSeq lists its product as uncharacterized. The transcript has 2 exons. NCBI's taxonomy places the organism in Eukaryota, Fungi, Basidiomycota, Tremellomycetes, Tremellales, Bulleribasidiaceae. The coding region runs from base 1 to 723 and encodes 240 amino acids. The record is from RefSeq and is a predicted model, not a curated record.